This is a messenger RNA of Lycium ferocissimum, 1031 nucleotides long. RefSeq names its product probable pterin-4-alpha-carbinolamine dehydratase, chloroplastic. Bases 83 to 721 code for a protein of 212 amino acids. Lineage: Eukaryota; Viridiplantae; Streptophyta; Magnoliopsida; Solanales; Solanaceae. The record is from RefSeq and is a predicted model, not a curated record. Gene Ontology annotation, cellular component: plastid. The transcript is spliced from 3 exons. Gene Ontology annotation, molecular function: 4-alpha-hydroxytetrahydrobiopterin dehydratase activity. Gene Ontology annotation, biological process: tetrahydrobiopterin biosynthetic process.
GGUUCCUUCAAACACUUCUAGAUAAAACCACCACCACCAUAUCCUCUAUCAUCUGCAAUAGUAAGAGCAGAGCAGAGCAGUAAUGGCUACUACAACUCAUCUUUGUUUUUCUCCAUCUAUUUCAGUUUCUUCUGUCUCUUCACACAAAUACCAAAAAGCUAACUUUCUUAUUCCCAAGACAAGUCAAUCUCGAAGAAUUAGCACGAUAAUACGUUGCAAUACAGACCCAUUGGGUGAUUUUGGGGCAAGAGACCCAUUUCCAGAGGAAAUAGAGAGUCAAUUUGGUAGCAAGGUUUUGGGUUUUUCAGACACGGAGCACAAAAUUCUAAUUCCAACUGCUUCUGCUUUGUCACUUGCUCAGCAAGAAUGCACUGUUAUCUCUCCUGAUCAGACUCCCUUGUCGGAUUAUGAAGCUCGCCAGCUUCUAUUUAAGGUUGUUGGCUGGAAACUAUCACGUGAAGAUGGGCUGCUUAAACUACAAUGUACAUGGAAAUUAAGAGACUUCAACUGUGGGGUUGAACUGAUCAAUAGAAUAGGCAAGGUGUUGGAAGGCACAGGGCACCUCCCCACACUUCAUCAAUUAGAACAGUCUAAUCAAGUUCAUGCUGAGCUGUGGACUCCUUCCAUUGGAGGUUUGAGCAUGAAUGAUUUCAUUGUAGCUGCUAAAAUUGAUCAGAUAAAGACAUCAGACCUUGUCCCAAGAAAACGAGUCUGGGCAUGAUCAGAUAUAUAGCUUUGCGAACCGCACCAAUUACAGUUUCCAGAAUUACAUUCGCUUAUUCUUUUCAGCGAUAAAACCUUGUCUAAGCAAUGGCAUGGAUUUUAUUGCAUUGAUUUUGUAUUAAGCUUUAGAACUAAUAAGAUACUACCUGCAUUUACAAUAGAGAUUAGAGAUAAUGGUUUGCCAUAAUCUAAUUCUCGGAACCAAUUGCAGAAGCAUUAAUAGCAGAUUUAUCUUGAAAUGUGAUGGAAAAAUAUAGAUAGUAAAAACAUAUCUUCUUUUCAAAGGAGUAAUGUUCUCCAUCUGAAAA